This is a messenger RNA of Fusarium odoratissimum NRRL 54006, 273 nucleotides long. RefSeq lists its product as uncharacterized. The transcript has a single exon. The coding region runs from base 1 to 273 and encodes 90 amino acids. The record is from RefSeq and is a predicted model, not a curated record. Lineage: Eukaryota; Fungi; Ascomycota; Sordariomycetes; Hypocreales; Nectriaceae.
AUGACGGGGAGAGCUGUUCCCUCCCAACCAGAGUUCCUGGCUGAGUGGUCAACCUUGAUGGCCGCAGAAAAUGGCACGCGUAUUCUGCAGCAGCUGGAGCUUCGCGGGCAGGAUUAUGAAAGACGAAUUCCUGACCCAAAUCAUUUGGCCGACCCACCCAGAGCAUGCCGCCGUGUUCCAAAACAUGCUUCGUCUGACUGGCGAUCCAGCGCAAGCGAUAUAAGCAGUUAUCUUCUGCUUCUACCAGAUACUAUACUACGACUGGCUGCCUAA